Sebastes umbrosus (honeycomb rockfish) is the source of this 604-nucleotide messenger RNA. RefSeq names its product ictacalcin-like. The record is from RefSeq and is a predicted model, not a curated record. The transcript has 3 exons. Lineage: Eukaryota; Metazoa; Chordata; Actinopteri; Perciformes; Sebastidae. Gene Ontology annotation, molecular function: calcium ion binding; transition metal ion binding. Bases 155 to 436 code for a protein of 93 amino acids.
GGAGUGGUUGGAGAUGAAAGGAGCAUUAUGGAGGGAGGGAUGAAGGGUGUGGUGGUGUAUAAAACAUCCUUUGCAUCCUUUCCCAUCGCUACAGCACGACCGACUUUCACUCUCCACUUUCCUUAAAUCUCUACAGAUCAACUUCGCUAUCAUCAUGUCUAACACCGUGACAGCUAUCAGCCUCCUCAUUGACGUCUUCAGUAAAUACGCUGGCAAGGAGGGGGACCAGCACACCCUGACUAAGGACGAGCUGAAAGAUCUUCUUAAGGCGGAACUGGGAGAACUGCUGGGGCAAGCCAAUGACAAGGCGGCGGUGGACAAAAUCUUCCAGGGCAUGGACGCAAACAAGGACAACAGUGUGGACUUCAAGGAGUUCAUGAGCAUGGUCUGCUGCCUCACUAUGAUGUGCCACGAGCACUUCUGCUGCAAAAAAUAGGGAUCCAAGCGCCACCUUGGGGCCAGCAUAGAGAGCUGCCUUCCUGUGAAAGAGAUCCCGUGUUCUGAAGAAGGAUCAAAUAUUUACUACUAUUUACUAAAUUACCACAAAGUCACAAAACAUCAUAUUGUAAUGCACUAUGAAAUAAACUUAUUUCUUUGAAACACA